This is a messenger RNA of Sardina pilchardus (European sardine), 1682 nucleotides long. It is a transcript of the gene aven, whose product is annotated as apoptosis, caspase activation inhibitor. The record is from RefSeq and is a predicted model, not a curated record. Gene Ontology annotation, biological process: negative regulation of G2/M transition of mitotic cell cycle. Bases 1 to 987 code for a protein of 328 amino acids. The transcript is spliced from 6 exons. Lineage: Eukaryota; Metazoa; Chordata; Actinopteri; Clupeiformes; Clupeidae.
AUGGAGGGAGGUGGAAGACCGCACCGAGGCCGUGGCAGCGGCGGUAGAAGAGGAGGAGGAGGUGGUGGAAGUGACUCUGGCUUCUCGGGUGAACACAGAGGUGGUCGUGGGAGAGGUAGUCACCACCGUGGAAGGGGCAAAAGGGAUCAUUAUCGGGGAAGAGGACGCGGCACUCUUGCAGCGGACUUCAGCAACCGGGGCCACGAUGUCAACGAUAAUGCAGAUUUUGAGGACGAGGGGCGCAGUGCUGUAUUCUCCAGGAGAAAACUGGAAUCAAACUGGGACCGCUAUGAGGCGUCCGAGCUAGAGGAACAGAAGGAUGACGUGCCUGUGCAGAGGGGAACGGACUACCAUGCGCUCCUGGGCUCAGCGGGGGACUCGUUCUCACAGUUCCGAUUCUCUGAGGAGAAAGACUGGGAGGUGGACUCACUGGCUGCACAUCAGAUGGCGGGUGUGUUUGUGGACCUGGCGCUGCUGGCCCAGUCUCUGCAGGAGCUGCCCCUCCACCAGCGGCUCAGUCUGGAGCCCGAGCUGGUCCAGGCGGCCACACCAGCAGAACUGCCCUCUGUAACCAUGGUGAGCAAACCAGACACCAACAAGCUAGGCGGAGGGGGUUUUAAGGCCGCUGCUCCCCUGACCAAAGGCCUGGUGUCCAGCACGGGCAUUUCCAGCCCGGUGAAGAAGACACCCGUCAGCACCGAAGCCCCGAGUAAACUGGAGAGUGGUACGGAAGAGGCAGAUGAAGAGCUGGACCUACUCCUGGGCUUGCGGAAACCUGUAGCUGAGCUCUCUCUCUCUGAGUCGCAACCCAACAAUACCGCAGUAGAGGUUACUCCAGUCUGUGAACAAAAAGCAGGUGAAGAGAAGAAAACCGCGGAGGCUGUGAACAGGCCACAAGAAGAGGAAACCGCACCCCAACCAGUGCCUGUGAAACAGGAAGUGAGUGAGGAGGACCUGGAGGACUGGCUGGACAGCAUGAUCUCCUGACCUCAGAGAACCUUAAGCACAGAGUUCCACUGGGUCUUCGACAGACACAAUGGUUAGAACCUGACGCAGAACCGGCUGCGCAGCAAAGGAAGCCGCUUGCACAUACAGCUCAGACCGUUCCACCGAACGACCCGUGCCUAACCAAUCAGUUCAGCCUCUGUCAAAGUAGUCUGUUUAACACCAGGGUUUACUGACCGUGUUAAAACAAGCAGAGGAAUUGUAAUUUUUGUUUCCUGCAAAGGUCUUAGACUUAACACGUAAGAUGCAAGUUGCAAGGUCCAAGCCUUGAGUAUUGACUCUUUUAUGGAUGCGCGUCCUUGUUUACUUUGUGGGGCAUAACUCAGUCCAGUAGGUGCGGUGCCCUUGGGUGACUUUGGGACUUCAAGCCUGUGGAUGAAUGGGACUUUGGGACUUCAUGCCUGUGGGAUUGAUGUGCUCAGAGACAUGACUGACAAAUGUGAUUUAUUGCAUCGGUUGCUUUAUUCUUUUUCCCCCCUCCCCAAAAAGAAAUGGCGAUCACCAAAGCUACUACAUACAUACAAAUGGCCAUACAAUAGCAGUUUACAUGUUUUUGUUGUUAUUCAAUAAACUCAUAGUUUGUUCAUUAUUCUUUUUUUUUUUUUCAGCAGUGAAUUUAUCUGAAUGCCGUAAUCGUGAUCAUGUGCAGGUGGCUGAGAAAGCCCCUUGCAGUAGCC